AGGCUGUCGCUGAUGUUAUAAGAACAUGUCUUGGACCACAAGCAAUGUUAAAAAUGUUGAUGGAUCCAACUGGAGGAAUAGUGAUGACUAACGAUGGAAAUGCUAUUCUUCGCGAAAUAACCGUACAACAUCCAGCCGGUAAAUCAAUGAUUGAGAUUGCUAGAACUCAAGAUGAAGAAGUUGGUGACGGUACUACUUCCGUAAUCGUUCUUGCCGGAGAAAUUUUGGCUACUGCUGAGCCAUUUUUAGAACAAGGAAUGCACCCAACUGUAAUUAUCAGAGCUUAUAGACAGGCUUUAGAAGAUAUGAUUGAAAUAUUACAAGAUAAAGUCAGUAUUGAUCUUGAUUGUAACGAUCGCAAUAAAUUAGUUGACGUUGUUAAAUCAUGUGUUGGUACCAAAUUCAUUGGGCGUUGGUCUGAUUUAGCAUGUCAAAUCGCUUUGGAUGCUGUUCAUACUGUUUUACUCGAAGAAAAUGGACGACGUGAAAUUGAUAUCAAACGUUAUGCGAAAGUAGAAAAAAUUCCUGGAGGCAGUAUUGAAGAAAGCCACGUACUUAAAGGAAUUAUGCUGAACAAAGAUGUUACUCACCCAAAGAUGCAGCGUUGCAUUAAAAAUCCGCGAAUUUUGCUUUUAGAUUGUAAUUUGGAGUAUAAAAAAGGAGAAUCACAAACAAAUCUUGAGAUUAUGAAAGAUACUGAUUUUACUCGUGUUUUGGAAUUAGAGGAAGAGCAUAUCAAGAAAGUUUGCCAAGAUAUUGUUGCUGUUAAACCAGAUGUUGUAAUUACUGAAAAGGGUAUUGCUGAUCUUGCCUCACACUUUCUAUUGAAAACAGGAAUUUCGGCAAUUCGACGCGUUCGUAAAUCAGAUAAUAACAGAAUUGCACGAGCAUGUGGUGCAACAAUAGUAAAUCGUACUGAAGAACUCCGUGAAGAAGAUGUUGGUACUGGGGCUGGACUUUUUGAGAUUAAAAAAUACGGUGACGACUAUUUCUGCUUUAUUACCGAAUGUACUAAUCCGAAAGCAUGUACAAUAGUACUGCGUGGAGCAAGUAAAGAUGUUUUAAAUGAAACCGAAAGGAAUUUACAAGAUGCUCUUCAUGUAGCUCGUAAUUUAUUGAUGGAACCCAAAUUAGUGCCUGGUGGUGGUGCUACUGAAAUGGCUGUUUCAAAACUUUUGACUGAAAAAGCCGCUGCCAUAGCUGGUGUUGAACAGUGGCCUUAUAAAGCAGUAUCACAAGCUUUAGAUAUUAUUCCAAAAACCUUGGCUCAGAAUUGUGGUGCUAAUAUUAUCCGUAUACUGACUGCAUUACGUGCUAAACAUGCAACUGAAGGUAAUACUUGGGGUAUUGACGGUGAAACUGGUGAGAUUGUUGAUAUGAAAAUACGAGGCAUUUGGGAUCCACUAAGUGUUAAAAUGCAGACUUAUAAAACAGCUAUUGAGACUGCUAUUUUAUUGUUGAGAAUAGAUGAUAUUGUUUCUGGUAGUAAGAAGAAGUCCAAUGAAUAUAAUCAAAAUCAAGCUGCAGUACCUACCCAAGAAUCAAUGAAAGAAUAAUCGUAUUUUAAAAAGCACAUGAGCUCAGUUUUUUCAUUAAUAAUGCUAAUAUAAAGUAAAGUAAUCAUGCCUAUUUCAUCGUUAUUACAUUUUAUUCUUUUUUCGAUUAAUAUAAAAAGAAAUGUUCAUUAUAUGUAUUAUUUUGCUAAACUGAUACAUUUUCAUAAAAUAAAAAAAGUUUGAUAAAGAAAAAUGAAAAUUUGAUAUUAUGUUUUAAUCUAAUUAACUGUAUUGUUUAUUACAUAGUUUGAGAAAUGCCUUAAAAUCAUUAUGAAAUAGAUAUUUUAUUCUAUAGAUUCUCUAUAUAUUUUCUUUCCGUAAUAUUAUUUUUCUAGGCAGAACCAAAAAAAAUUAAAGCUACAAAAUAAAAUAUGUCAACCCAAUGAAAAAUAGCAUAAGACAAAAAUUUUAAGAUUUUUUUUCUUUUCAGUAGUUUACAGACUUGGAAUUUUUCACCUCUCACGUACUUAUGUCGAUUAUCUCAAGCUAUUUCUCUAAUUUUGAUUGUCUCUAUAGUGUCUUAUAUUCAUAUUGCGCUCGUUGGUAUAAAUGAAAUUAAAUGCUAAUCUAAGAUAAAAUUAUCAUUUGAAGUCGAUGGGAUCGACUUGGUUAAUUUUAUAUAAAUAUUCGUAGUAAGCUGUAUUCGGUUUUUAUAAAAAGAAUAAUUGGAAAAUUUGUCAGGAAAAUUAGCAAUUUCAGGAAAAAUUAAAUUUUUUUGCGUAAUUCUCUACUUGUUUUUUUCGUUAUAGUCUCCAAAAAUUAAAAUCUGGAAAAUUACAAAAAAUCGGCACAGUAAAUUCUUCAAAAAUUCGAGUUUUUAUAAUUUUCAAAAAAAGGUUCAUUUUAAAUUACUUCGACACCUAUGUUUUGAUCGAUUCUAUAAUUUAAUCAGCUCUUCCAAAAAACGACGUCGAUCGCUGCAAACCGCAUCGAAAUUAGUUGAUUCGUUCGAGAGAUAUCGUUGUCGAAAGAAAUCGCGAAAAAGAAUUUUUUUAAAAUAACUU
Messenger RNA from Cotesia glomerata, 2560 nucleotides. RefSeq names its product T-complex protein 1 subunit gamma (gene CCT3). The record is from RefSeq and is a predicted model, not a curated record. Gene Ontology annotation, molecular function: ATP binding; ATP-dependent protein folding chaperone; ATP hydrolysis activity. Gene Ontology annotation, cellular component: chaperonin-containing T-complex. Gene Ontology annotation, biological process: protein folding. NCBI's taxonomy places the organism in Eukaryota, Metazoa, Arthropoda, Insecta, Hymenoptera, Braconidae.